UGAGGAGCUGUUGUGUAGAGCUGCUGUUCAGCUGAGCUCAGCACCAGUGAAGGCAGAGGUGUCCCCCCCUCAGGUGGCUCUGAUAACUGUGUAAACCUGCUCUGAAUCCCGGACCUUGGGCUCUGACAGACACCACAGGCUGUGGGCGUUUCUUCGAAAGUACAUGAUGUGGGGCAUUUACAGCAGAACUAUGGUCAAGGUGGGGAUGGCGAAACCUUGUGCCUUAUUGAAACCCUGUCACUUAGUGAAGCCUGUAUCUGCCACUCGAGUCCCUGGAAGAUACCUGACUCAUCAGAAGGGUCUGCCCACCUUGCCAGUCCCCCCUCUGCAUCAGACUUGCGAACGCUACCUCACUGCCCUUGAGCCCAUUGUGGAGGUCGACGAAUUGAAGCACACAACAGAGCUGAUAGAAGAGUUUCAGAAACCAGGAGGAGUCGGAGAGAGACUUCAGAAAAGCCUUGAGAGGAGAGCACACAAUACUGACAACUGGUUGUCAGAAUGGUGGGUGCAGGUCGCUUACCUCGACUACCGGUUGCCUGUAGUGGUCCAUUCAAGUCCUGGUUUGGUGUUGCCUCGUGUAAACUUUAAUGAUAAACAGGGACAAAUAAGGUUUGCUGCAAAACUUAUUGCAGGUGUUCUGGAUUUCAAGACAAUGAUUGAUAAUGAGACUCUACCAGUGGAAUACCUGGGAGGAAACCCUCUGUGUAUGAAUCAGUACUAUCAGGUUCUGUCCUCCUGUCGCAUCCCAGGUCUGAAGAGAGACUCAGUGGUGAACCAUGCAAAGAGCUCCAUACCCCCUAAACACAUCACUGUUGUUCACAACUCUCAAUUCUUUGUGCUGGAUGUAUACAACAGUGAUGGGAGUCCACUGGACACUGAUCAGCUCUGUGUUCAGCUGGAGAAGAUCUGCAGCUCCUCAAAACAGACCAACAUGGAUCCCGUUGGCAUCCUCACCACCUUGGAUCGGGACUCAUGGGGAAAGACCUACAACAGCCUCAUAAAGGACAAGACAAACAAAGAGUCUGUGUCAGCGAUCCAAAGGAGCAUCUUCACAGUGUGUUUGGAUGGACAGAUGCCUCCAGUGUCUGAUGACAUGCUCCGGAGCUGUGCUGCUGUCCAAAUGCUGCAUGGAGGAGGCAGCCAGUGGAAUAGUGGCAACCGCUGGUUUGACAAGACGCUGCAGUUUAUUAUUGGAGAAGAUGGAACAUGUGGUGCAAACUACGAGCAUGCCCCUGCUGAGGGCCCCCCCAUUGUGGCCUUAAUCGAUCAUGUUGUAGAAUACACGAAAAAGUCCAAAAUAACAGAGUCUCCCGUGAAGCCUCUGCCAAUGCCUCAGAAACUACAUUUCAAUGUCACACCAGACAUCAAAAAGGAUAUUGAAGAGGCCAAGCAGAAAAUGAACACACUGGCACAAGAUGUGGACUUGAAGGUUGUUGUAUUUGACCACUUUGGGAAAAAUGUUCCCAAGACCCACAAGAUGAGCCCUGAUGCUUUCAUACAGGUCGCACUACAACUGGCCUACUACAGGAUGUAUGGACAGAGCUGUGCCACAUAUGAAAGUGCUUCUCUGCGUAUGUUCAGGUUGGGUCGUACUGAUACAAUCAGAUCAGCCUCGACUGCCUCUGCUUCCUUUGUUAAGGCCUUUGAUGAUCCCACUAAACAGAACACAGAAAAGGUUGAUUUACUGGAUAAAGCUGUAAAAGCACACAGGUGGUACACUAACAUGGCGAUCAGUGGCCAGGCCAUAGACAGACACCUCCUGGGCCUUAAGAUGCAGGCUAUGGAAGAAAAACUCACCAUGCCUAAAGUCUUCACAGACAACUCCUAUUCUAAAGCUUUGCACUACCUAUUGUCCACAAGUCAGGUCCCAUCCAAGACUGACUGUGUCAUGUGUUUUGGUCCUGUUGUGCCAAAUGGAUACGGCGUUUGCUACAAUCCAAUGGAAAGUCACAUCAACUUUGCAGUGUCAUCUUUCAAUACAUGUAAUGAAACAAAUGCAGCACAUUUGGCCCAAGCAGUAAAGGAUGCUCUGCUGGACAUGAGGACACUAUUGGAACAAACUCCUAGAGCCAAACUGUGAAGUAGAGGUUAAGGUCUCAGCGAUGACUCCAGUGACAUGUGCUUAAUGUAAUGUAUGAAGAAUGAUGGAGUGGCAUAUGACGACCAUACACCGAUUACACUUCCACCAACAUACAGCAGCUGGUCUGAUACAGGCCUGUUAUCUUAACAUGAAAUAAAAUGUCAAUUUGCACUUUAAUUUAUACUGAGAUAUCUGUGGUACCAUGACUGGAACUGGUUCUUUCUCUAGUAGUGGAAGAAUACACAGGCAUCAUACAUUAAAUACAUAGAGAAAUUUAGAAAAAAGUUUUGCAAUGGAAAAAAAAUGUUUUACUAUCUGAUAUUAAUCAUUUUAUUGUUAACAAAGACCAGAAAAAUUAAAUUGUUAAAGCAUUUCAUCAGUAGAUUUGACCUACUGUGUUGUGCUUUUGCCCGAUACACAGAAUGCAGCUCCACAAUGGCGUUGUCAGAUGAAAUCAGCAUCGCUGCAUCAAGUUGAGUCUGCUGGUGGAAAAUAAAAUGUGGAACUUUUACCCUGUUCAACAGUUGGCUCAGUUUAGCAACAAGUUUGUUCAGAAUAGGUUCUAUGCACAGGUUAAAACUACUAAGAUUUUUUUUUUUUGUUCUUCUUCAGGAUGAGUAUUUUUUUUCCAGAGUUGCAUUCUGCAUCAAUAUUUGCCACUGUAUUAUUUUAAAUAUGACCAGGAGGCAUAAAUGUUCAAAUCCUACAGAUCACUUCUGUAAUGAUGUUAGGGCAUUGCUCCAUGUAAUAUUACCAUGUUAUGUGACCUGAGUUUACAUCAUGUGGUGCAUUUUCAAAUAUUUCAACCAGUUAACCUGACUUUUGUUUCUCAAGUUAGGAAACUCAGUAGCUUGUUAAACAAUGAAAUGUAAUAGAGUAAUGAAGAAACAGAAUUAUGCUGCAGGUUGAUUGAGCAGGAAUGAUAAAUUGCAGUGAUUGUGGUAAUGGAUGGUUUGUCAUUUCUACAAAAUAAAAUACAUUUUAAAU
Messenger RNA from Sphaeramia orbicularis (orbiculate cardinalfish), 3067 nucleotides. It is a transcript of the gene crata, whose product is annotated as carnitine O-acetyltransferase a. The transcript is spliced from 14 exons. Gene Ontology annotation, molecular function: carnitine O-acetyltransferase activity. Gene Ontology annotation, biological process: carnitine metabolic process, CoA-linked. Lineage: Eukaryota; Metazoa; Chordata; Actinopteri; Kurtiformes; Apogonidae. The record is from RefSeq and is a predicted model, not a curated record. Gene Ontology annotation, cellular component: peroxisome. Bases 164 to 2080 code for a protein of 638 amino acids.